CUUUCUCCUUGGGAUGUCCGCAACCAUCUCUCUCCACUCUGUACACAUUAUCAAACUACUUUUUACUCUGUAUAUAUACCCCCCACACAUGCAACAUCCCCCUUGCAAAUCCUCGUUAGCUUCCCAUCUCUCUCUCUCUCUCUCUCUCUCUCCCUCCAACGAGCAUUAUACGCACAUGGCAGAACUAGACUACCAAACUAAGCCAAGCAAUAACACUCCCACGAGCACACGUUUAAAGCUCUUUGGCUUCAACGUCCAAGAAGAUGAAGAACUCGUCGACUCUUCCAAGACCCCAUCUGGUUCAUCAGAUUCAGGUGCUUUUCCUCCCUCCGGCGAUCGUAAAUAUGAGUGCCAGUAUUGCUGCCGAGAGUUCGCCAACUCACAAGCCCUCGGCGGCCACCAGAACGCUCACAAGAAAGAGAGGCAACAGCUCAAGCGGGCCCAGUUGCAAGCCACCCGAAACGCCGCCGUCGCUUACGUUCGGAACCCGAUCAUAUCUGCCUUCGCGCCGCCGCCGCAUCUCCUCGCCACUGCAGGCACAGUGGUGGUACCGGCUGGGGCUGGGGCUGCUCAGCCAUCUUGGGUCUACGUGCCACGCGCUGCGCCGCCGUUCCACGUCUCGCACGGGAGUGUGUUCACAACGACUAGUAAUAGUGGCACCCCAACGAGUCUUAGCAUGGGAGGGAGAGGUGCAGCGAUGUUAUCGUGCGCUGGCGCCGUAGGGGACUCGUCUGCAUUCACGAUGGGCUCCCAGGUAGCACAGGCCCGGGCACAUGGAAGAUCGGACGGGCCUUCAUUGAGUAGGUUCUCCAAAGGGGAUGGCGGACCCAGUUUUGAUGACGCAUUGGGCUUGGACUUGCAUCUCAGCCUUGCCCCGGCUGCGCCAUGACUCCACUAUCGGCUCGGCUCGGCUCAGCUUCAGUCACAAAUGAAUGAUUUGGGAUUUGUGGAGAGACAUCGAACGACAGUGAGAUAGGCUGGCUUAGAGGGCUCGCUUAGCUGUGAGAUCAGCCGAUGCUUUAUCAUGAUCCAAAAUCUGAUCUUGUACAUGAUUUUCCACAUUUAUUUAUUUAUUUAUUUUAAAAGGAAGUGAUUUCGAUAGCAGAACAACCCUCAUUAGCAAGAUUUAUUUUAUUUUAUUUUAUUUAUAAAAUCUGGUGAUCUUUAAUUGGA
Juglans regia (Persian walnut) is the source of this 1173-nucleotide messenger RNA. RefSeq names its product zinc finger protein GIS3-like. NCBI's taxonomy places the organism in Eukaryota, Viridiplantae, Streptophyta, Magnoliopsida, Fagales, Juglandaceae. The record is from RefSeq and is a predicted model, not a curated record. The transcript has a single exon. Gene Ontology annotation, cellular component: nucleus. Gene Ontology annotation, biological process: trichome morphogenesis; gibberellic acid mediated signaling pathway; cytokinin-activated signaling pathway. Gene Ontology annotation, molecular function: DNA-binding transcription factor activity; transcription cis-regulatory region binding. The coding region runs from base 14 to 889 and encodes 291 amino acids.